Schistosoma mattheei is the source of this 3868-nucleotide messenger RNA. Lineage: Eukaryota; Metazoa; Platyhelminthes; Trematoda; Strigeidida; Schistosomatidae. The record is from the annotation of a GenBank genome assembly.
GGCAAAUAUAAACAAACGAACAAGAGAUUUGUUUUCACUUUAUCAUAUAUAUUAUUUUUCCCACAAGACUUAGUUAAAAUGAAAAUACUAGAAGGUUGACUGGAAUACUUAUCAUUCCAUAUAGUGUAAUGGAUUCCAUGGAUAGUAAAACAUUGGUCAUUUCAUGUUAACAAGUGAUGAAUAUUUAAAUAUUUGAGAAGAAUACAUUAUCUAUAAUAGAGAAGUGUAUUAUGAGAGUAGCAUUAAAGAUACUUAUAAUACUAUAUAUAAUUCCUUUAUAUAUUGUUAAUACUCAUAAUAUAUCUUUGACUGAAUCAAUAAACAAUGUUAAUAAUGCAAAAUUACCUAUAAUUGGACACCAAGAGAGUUAAUGCUUGAAAUUGCAUGUGAUCAAUUACAUCCAUGUAUUAAAGCAUCAUGGCUUCCACCAAUAGAUUAUCAACAAUAUUUUAAUAAAAAUGACAAUACUAAUAAUAAUAAUAAUAAACAUGAAUAUGACAAUAAGAAUCAACUUUUAGCUUAUAGAAUACGUUAUCAUAUUAUACAUCCAAUUGAAUUAUCCAAAGUCAAUGUAAAUAAUCCUAAUUAUCUAGACAAAAAAUUAUUAACCAAAACAAUUGAAAAAAAUAUUACUGGUUUACAAUAUACCAGUAAUCCAGGUGAACAUUUGUUCGGUGUAAUUUAUGAAGUUUCUGUGGCUGGCGUUACUGAGAAUGGAUAUGGUCGAGAUGCAAUUAGUCGAAUAGCUACACCUGAAUCAGCUCCUUCAGAUGCUCCAAGUAACUUCCGUGUAGUUGGAGGUAAUCAAACAUCUGUACAGUUAGCUUGGGAACCACCAAGAUUAUUAUAUCGAAAUGGUAUUAUAAUAAAAUAUCAAGUUCGAUGUUAUAUUGUUGGUGAAGAAGAAACUCAUGAUGAAUUAAAAACGCUAACAGAACAAACUUUAAAAUUAUCCAAUCUACCAACAGCAACACAUGCUUGUUUAGUACGUGCAUGGACUAAGGCUGGUCCAGGACCUUGGAGUGAUCGUAUUCAAUUUCUUAUAAAUCAGAAAGGUCCAUCUCCUCCAUUCAAUAUUCAAGUCUAUUGGAAAACACAGUAUAUUUUAACAAUUGAAUGGAAUCUACCAAAAGAUAGAGAAAAUAUAGCUUAUUUCAUUAUUUAUUAUGCAAAACAAAAUAAUCCAAAAUUAUGGCAUAAAUAUUUUGUAAAAGAUUUGAAAACAACAAAAGAUUUAGGUAAUUUAAGUCCAGAUGAUGAGUAUUUAAUUCGUUUAAGUUCAGUUGACUUAAAUGGGAAUGAAGGUGAAUUAUCAGAUAUCAUUAAUACUAAUUCUUAUCAACAUUCAACAAUCAAUGACAAUAGUAAUGGUAAUAUCAAUAAUAAUAAUGAUAAUGAUAUGAACAAUAAACGAAAUCAUAAUUUUAUAUUCAUGGAUAUACCUGAUCAACCAGAGAAAUUUACUGUACAAAAUUUUAAAUGUAUACAUAGAACAAUGAAUACAAUUACAAUUGAAUGGUUACCUCCAAUACAUUUAGCUAAUCUACUUGAAUAUCAGUUACACAUAUCUGGACGAAGUGAAUUUAUCACAAGUAGUGGUGUAUUGAAAUCUCUUCAUUUAGGUGACAUACAAUUACAUCGAAAUAUUGAUAAACAAAUUGAUAAUAAUGAACCGGGAUUGUUAAAUUGGCCAUUAGUUAAUAUGCUUAAUAGUAUGUCAGAACUGGAAGAUCAUCAUCAUCAUCCACAGCAACAAACGCAUAAAAUGCAAAUACCAAAUUUAAAACCAAAUAGUCAAUAUAAAAUAACUAUUCGCCCAAUUUAUCGUGCACUUAUCACAGAGGGUAAUAUAGGCGCUAAAGAAGGUAUCCCAGUAACUAUAAUCUGUCAUACAGAAUGGAGUGCACCAGAACAUAUAAAACAACCAGAAUUACUUGCAAUUUAUGCAGGUCCUUCAGAUCCUCAAGGACCAACUUCAAUAAUUGAAGUAAAAUUACAUCGUGUAUCAGAAGAAAAUGGUCCUAUACAUAAUUAUUAUGUGAUUAUAUCACCAGAAUUGAAUACAAUAACAUCAAAUAAAAAUAUAAUCAAUAAUAUUCCAUUGAAAUCAUCCAAAUCUCCAGUUAUUGAUCCAUCUCAUUAUGAUUUGAAAAUUUUAUCACAAAAUAAUGAUUUACCAAGUAAUCAAGCACCUUAUUUAGCUUUAGCACGACAUACAAUAAAUUUAUUUAAACCAAAUCAUGAAACAGCAAUCAUUAUAUUAGGUAGUGAAGAAGUAGAUAAUUUUGUUUUGAAAACACAAUACCACUUGGAUACUAUAACUAGUAGAAAUCAAACUUAUGAUAGAAAUUUAAAGAAAACACCUAAUCUAGAAUCAUAUUUUCAUGAUGAUAUAUCAGAUAUACAUGAAGAUGAUAAUCAUAUCAGUAAAAAUAAUGAGAACAAACCUUAUUAUCAUAAUUUUAAUAGUAAUAUGUUUAUGAACACUAUACAAGUAAAUAAUAAACGUCUUUAUCAAUCCACUAUAUAUCGUGUUGCUUUGAGAGCAUGUUCACAGUAUCCUAAUGGCUAUCAGUUAUGUUCCACAAGUCAGUGGUCCGAUAGAAUAUCACCUAUAAAUCCAAUUAAAUCUAAUACACUAUCAAAGUUGAAAUCAUUGAAAGACAAAAUAAAUGAAUGGAAUUUACACGAAUCAUCAUCUUCAUUUGCAAUAAUUUUAACAGGUCUAUCUAGUGGUUUAAUAUUUUUUGCCAUAUUAAGUACUAUACUUGGUUGUAUAUUAAGACGUAGAAAACAACAACUCAGCAGAAGAUCUUUACUUGAAUCAAACAAUAAUAAUUUAGAUGUACAAAUAUACAGAGAUCUUAGUAAAUCAAUGUUUGGUGAAAAUUUAUCAACACCAUCUAAUUCCAGAACUAAAUGUUAUUCAUCAAAAACUAACAAUAAUAGUCUAUUGAAUUCACAACCAUCUAGUUAUUUUUUAAAUUUACAUAAUGAAGGAUCACAUAGUCCAUCGAAUUCAAACAAUGGUAUACCAAUUAUAAAUUUUCCACAUCCAGGUAGUGGUGGAUUAACUGUUGAAAUGAGUCAAAUUUCUCCAUUAGCUUUAUCAUCUAAUCAAUUAACAAUAUCUGAUCUAUCACCAGUAAUCACCAGAUCAGUAUAUAUGAAUACAGGAAAUAAAUCAGAAUCACCUACAAGAAGUGUGAAUAGCAGUGAAGCAUUAAUUGGAAAAACUAUCUAUAAUAUUCAUCCUAAACUUGGUACAACAAAUAUAUUAGAGAAUUUUAACCAACUUGUUCGUGAUGGAACACUUGAAAUACAUCGAAUGCCUAUACCAGUUGAACAGUUUCAAGAAGUGAUUUAUCAAUCAAGAAAUAAUAAUUAUAUUAGUUUCCAGCAAGAAUUUCAAACAAUUGAACAAAUCUCAUCAACACGAUAUAUCAGUGCAGUACAUUCUAAUUUAGACAUAAAUAAAUCGAAAAAUCGAUAUCCAAAUAUUUUAGCAUAUGAUUGUACACGAGUUAGUAUUCAAUCAAAUUAUCAACAUCAUUCUAAUGCACAAUAUGGAAUAGUUUCAGGAUCGGAUUAUAUAAAUGCUAAUUACAUUGAUGGUUAUAGAAAACAAAAGGCAUAUAUAGCAACUCAAAACAAUCGUUUUUGUUAUAUAACAACAUUAGAUUAUUUAAAUUCAUUUGAUUUAUGCACCCAACCACAAUUAUUAAUUCAAACAACAACAAAUAAUUUACAAUUGAAUAAUUCACCAAAUCUUAAAUUAAAAUUGAAAUCUUCACAAUUCAAUGAUAAAACUGUUGUAUUUGAAUUAGAUAAAAAUUAUGAAUUGAAUGAUAAUAAUUUAGUUAAAUAA